AUGACGACGGAAACACACGAUUUCUCGGCGUUUCCGUACGAGCCUUACUCGAUUCAAACCGAUUUCAUGAAUGCGCUCUAUCAGUUUCUCGAAAAGGGAGGCGUUUCCAUGCUCGAAAGCCCCACCGGGACUGGAAAAUCUCUAAGCAUUAUCUGCAGUGCUCUACAGUGGCUCAUUGACCGAAAGGAGAAAGCAAAAUCAGGAUUGGCGGAAUCCCACACGGUUGAUGGUGACGACGAGCCCGAUUGGAUGAGAGAUUUUACUGUCACUGAAAACGAGAAGACCAUCAAAUCCCCAUUUCGGCUCAGGAAACAUGCUAAGCAAAGAGUUUUCUCUAUUCCCAUGGAAGGACGUUCUGAUGCAAGAAAGGAAGGUGAGGAUUCUGUAGGGAAACAUGUGGCUGAGUUAAACAACGAUCAAGAGUUUUUGUUGGAAGAUUACGAAAGCGAUGAGGAUUCAUCUCCCAAGUCUAAAAGAAAACCCGCUCGAGGUUUUGACAGUUCAUCAGAGGAUGAGGAAGAUGACAAGGAAUGCUCCGAUGACGAACAAGGACUCAAGGUCUUCUUUUGCAGCCGAACACAUUCACAGCUUUCACAAUUUGUCAAGGAGCUGAGGAAAACCGCAUUUGCCCAAAAUAUCAAAGUUGUCUGUCUUGGCUCGCGAAAGAACUUGUGUAUAAAUGAAGAUAUUCUUAAGCUUGGGAAUGUGGCUCGAAUCAACGAGAGGUGCUUGGAGUUGCAAAAGAAGAAGAAUUCACAAGUCUCUAAAAGGAAGAAUUUAGGUACAAGUGCAAGGAUAGGACGAACCAAAGCUUCUUGCAAAUGCCCAAUGCUUAGAAAACAUAAACUACAGAGAGAUUUCAAGGCUGAGAUUUUUCAACAAGAAGCCAUGGACAUUGAGGAUCUUGUUCAGCUUGGGCGAGAAAUGGGAACUUGUCCAUACUACGGUUCUAGAAGAAUGGCCCCGGCAGCUGAUCUUGUUAUCCUUCCAUAUCAGUCUCUUCUUUCAAAGUCCUCACGAGAAUCUCUCGGCCUAAACUUGAAAAACAAUGUUGUCAUCAUAGACGAGGCUCACAAUUUGGCUGACACUCUUCUCAGUAUGAACGAUGCAAAGAUAACUGUGGCACAGUUGGAGGAUGUACAUUGCAGCAUAGAGAAUUAUCUUGGAAGAUUUCAGAAUCUCUUGGGAGCUGGAAACCGUAGAUAUAUCCAAACGCUGUUGCUUCUCACCCGAGCUCUCCUAAAACCUCUUGCCAGUGACGGGAAUCUUAACAGCAGAAAUGAUGGGCUUGAUACAGGAAAUCCCUCUAAAAGCAAGCCUUAUGGUGGUUGUUCGAUGGCAAUAAAUGACUUUUUAUUUUCUCUGAAUAUAGACAACAUUAAUUUGUUCAAGUUACUCGCUUAUAUAAAGGAAAGCAAUAUCAUUCAUAAGGUCAGUGGAUAUGGAGAGGGAGUUGCUAUGUUGCAGAAAGAUCCAGUGGCUCAUGAGGAAAUGAGCAAGUUAACAAGUUUUAGAGCUUUUUCUGAUAUGUUGGUGGCGCUCACUAAUAACAAUGGUGAUGGGCGGAUAAUAAUCUCAAGGACGAGUUCCCCUACCUCUGACCAACAAGGAGGGUACAUUAAAUAUGUCAUGCUCACGGGAGCGAAGUUAUUUUCGGAGGUUGUGGAUGAAGCUCAUGCUGUCAUAUUGGCCGGUGGGACUCUUCAACCUAUUGAAGAGACGAGGGAACGACUCUUUCCAUGGCUACCAUCAAAUCAGCUGCAAUUCUUCUCAUGUAGUCACAUUGUUCCCCCUGAGAGCAUAAUGCCAAUUGCAGUUUCACAUGGUCCGUCUGGACAGUCUUUUGACUUUAUCCACGGUUCAAGAAGCUCAACAGGAAUGAUACAGGAGUUAGGACUCUUAAUAAGUAACCUGGUGGCAGUGGUUCCUGAAGGAGUUAUCGUCUUCUUCUCUUCCUUUGAGUAUGAAACUCAGGUGCACACAGCGUGGAGUAAAUCAGGGAUACUCGGAAGAAUAAUGAAGAAGAAGCGUGUGUUUAGAGAACCCAGAAGAAACACUGAAGUAGAAGCUGUUCUCAGAGAUUACAAGGAAGCAAUAGAAAGCGAAAGAGGGGCAAUAAUGCUAGCUGUGGUUGGUGGGAAGGUGUCAGAAGGAAUCAACUUCAGCGAUAGCAUGUGUCGGUGUGUUGUGAUGGUUGGCCUACCGUAUCCCAACCCGUCUGACAUUGAGUUGUUAGAGAGAAUAAAGCAUAUAGAAGGUCUGGGAGAUUCAGAUUCCGCAAAACCUUCUCUGACUUUGGUUGACGAUUCUUACUACAGUGGAGACGUUAAAGCAGGGUUUGGCGUAUUAAAUGGCUGCAAACGGAGAGGGAAAGAAUACUACGAAAAUCUUUGUAUGAAAGCAGUAAACCAAUCAGUCGGUAGGGCGAUCAGGCACGCAAAAGACUACGCAGCCAUUUUACUGGUAGAUGCUCGAUAUUCCGGUGAUCCAUCCAAAAGAACAUCUCAUCCAUCCAACAAGCUCCCAAAGUGGAUCAAAGAUCAUCUUAUUUAUUCCACCAAAGGCUACGGAGACGUUCACAGACUGUUGCACCAAUUCUUUAAACGUAAAAAUGUUGAAAAUUCAUCCGAAACCAUUUAG
Molecule: messenger RNA, 2640 nt
Organism: Arabis nemorensis
Lineage: Eukaryota; Viridiplantae; Streptophyta; Magnoliopsida; Brassicales; Brassicaceae
Source: the annotation of a GenBank genome assembly